CAGAGGGGGGGGAGACUGCUCAGUCAGGCAAAGGAAGGGAUGACAGAGAUAAUGGAAGGAAGGAGAGAGAGAAAGUGACAGGGGGAGGAGGACAGAGACAGACAGGACUAGCACCGGACAGGGUGGGAAAAUAGAAAGAGAGGCAUCCAGGGCGAUGGGGAGAGCGAAGGAUCUGCAGGGAGUGAGUUUUUAGAGAGAUACAGCCAGAGAUACUGUCUCCAGCAGGGAGUGGGUUUAUACAGAGAUACUGUCUCCCUGGGAUACAGCAGGUAUACACUGCAUUGCGUUGGGAGGACACAGCCUGGAAAUCCCUCAGCAAGAGACGGUUACCUGCCCUGGGUGUCUCAGUGACAGCCGCCUGCACCUGGCAUCCCUCAGCACCACCAGCCCAGCAGUCUGCAGAGGCCAGCAAAGAGAAGGGGCACAGAGAGGAUUGUGAGAAGCUACCUCUCCUUCAGUGAAAAAAGAUCUUCGUGUAACACUGGAUUUAAACCCCAAUGCCAAGUUCUACAUUCUGGUAAUCUCAGUCAGCUAAGGAGACGGGAAGAGUGGGUGGGACACCUUCGUCCAUUUCAAGCUAAAAUUAGGCACCCUGGAAGGGUCAGCUGAGAGAUCGAGUAACAUCGUCUAGAAGAGAAUUAAGAAAGGGAAGGUAGAAGAACGAAGACGAGAGAAGACAACAAGUACUGGAGAAAACAAGGAAGGAGGGGAGGCUUUGUGGGGUGGCAUAUGGAUCCAGUGUAGGAAGAAAAGAGAUAGACAAACAUUAAAAGGGUGACAGCAGCCUGUCAGGGGAUUUGAAACAAAUCAGUUUGGAAUAAAAAGCAACAAAACCGAGAAUGGGAGGAGAGAAACAAUGUAGAAGAUAAAGACUUAAUAUAUUAACAAAGAAAACGAACUCCAAGACAGAGCGAUAAACAAAGCGAAGGAGUAUAACAAGGAGUGUGUGACUUGGUGCCAAUUUGGCCACGCAAGGAAGACCUCGGUGGUACAGGACACAGGACAAGACAUGGACUCUUGGUCGAGAUUUCUACUCUGUCUCAUGACAGUGAGCUGCUGCUGGGCAGGCUGCGUGGAGGUGGACUCUGAGACCGAAGCCGUUUUGGGGCAUGAAUUUAAGAUCCGGUGUAUUUCAUGUAAAAAACGAGGAGAGACAACAGCGGUAACGUUCGUUGAAUGGUUGUUCAAAGAAAAGGGGACAGAAGAAUAUGACCGGAUUUAUAUAUAUAACUAUCCGCAAGACGAUGUCCUUGAUGAACGUUUUAAGGGCCGUCUGGUUUGGAAUGGAAGCAAGAAUACAGAAGAUAUACAAGAUAUGUCAGUCAUUAUAACCAACGUCUCUUACAGUCAUCACGGGGACUACAUUUGUAAAGUAAACCGAACACUCACAUUCAACAGCCAUGAAUACAAUACCAACGUCACCAAAUUUAUCAACGUGACAGUGGUGGCCAAAGCAAACAGAGAUAUUGCAUCCAUUGUGUCGGAGAUCAUGAUGUAUGUUCUGAUCGUCGUUCUGACCAUCUGGCUGGUAGCAGAAAUGAUUUAUUGUUAUAGGAAGAUUGCCGCGGCUGGUGAAGAAGCCGUUCCAGAAAAUGCCUCAGACUACUUAGCAAUAACAUCGGACAGUAAAGACAAUUGCUUGGGAGAGCAACCACAAGUAUAGAUUGUGGCAGAGAGUGACUCAGGGUAGCAGUCAGACGAGCGAGGAAGAAGAAGGUAGCCUCGCGAUAUUGCCACUGCUGGGUGUAUCGAAAACUGUAAUGGGUCACAAAUCGAACCGAUUCCUAUGGCCAAACCCUUUCAUCCAUAGGAAUCCCGCGAAAGAUGUCAUUUUCAGUUUUUUUUUACAUUGUCAUCAAACUUGCUGCUUCUGAUCCCCAUUGCCGACUUCCUUGUGCGAAUAUUAUCAAUCGGAUCGAAAAAUCCUUCUUUAAACUAAUCGUUUUGUUUCCCCAUUCCGGCAAUGUAGGGGAAAAAUGCCAAUAUCAAAGAGGCUUCCAGAAAAAGUGGAACAAUUUUAUAAUUACACAUUUCUGUUUUAUUUUAGCAUGAUUUAAUUACCUUUUAUAAUUGUCUUUCGCUGGAGAUGGGAUAUGAAUUGAGGGGUAACUGCGUAUCACGUACACCUAUUUUCACAUUUAGUAAUUGCUAAUUAGUUUGCUCUGAUUAAGUUUCAGAAAUUGUGAAAUAAUGGCCGGCACUUUACCUGAGGGCUAAUACUGACUUUACAAGAAUCAUUAGAGCAAUGAAACUGUCUAUAAUGUGGUGAUAUUUCUUUAAACAAAAUGUCUGUAUUCAAUAUUUAAUUUUUAUUAUUUUCAUUUAGAAUGCUCCUCCCGGCUGGAGAUUCCCCCUAUGUGAACCUAAAAACACACACAAUGGGCAGCCACUAGAAAAAUGAACUCGUGGUGGCUACUGCCUUGUGUUUUGAUGAGUACUCUAUGCACCAAAUAUUGAAUUUUGGGACAAGUAGGAUAAGGAGAUGGGUUUAUAUAGGAAAAUAUUCUUUAAAAAUAAAGAUUAACAAAUGUGAAAAUAAGUGGACAGCUUUUGAUGCUCACUUGGUUCUUUUGUAGAUGUUAUUAAAUUUCUGGUAAUCUAAAAUGUACGGCACGAUCUUCACGUUCUCUAAACACUGCACAAAUAUCUGACUCUAUUUAUUCUGCCCGGGAUGUCUGCGUAAUAUUGCUGAGCAACAUGUAGCAGACUGCCCUGGAAUUCAAUCAGUUAAACAAACAACAACCCAGAUUUCUUAAGCUUUAACAAUAUGACCUAUGGCGGCAAUAAGGCACUGCAGGGAAAGGCUUCUCAUUGCCCCUAGGAUGGUGUUCUGUUUUGUUGACCCAACUCCUGAACUGCACUCGGUCUGUGAAACUUGUGGGUGAAGGGGUUUAAAGACUUUUUAACAAAGCAUGUUAUUUAUUUUUUAAUACAGAAUAAAACAAAGAUAAAUUAGAUUAUAUUAUGUAUGAUCGGAUGAGGAAGUUUUGGCCCGGACGCCUUCCCUAUCAGACUUGACCGGUUGUCUAGGUGAUCUUUGCAGAACAUCACCCAGACUUAUGGUUUCAUUGAAAUAAAGAGACCGAUGAUCCUCAGAAAAGAUCAAUUCACGAUGAGAUGCUCGAUAGGCCUGUAUACGAGGAUGCCAUACAGGGACGGUGGAGGAUAAGUAUCAGCAGGAUGUAGAACAGAUACAACAUAUCGAAAGGCAAACCAUUAAGGAGCAGGAAGCUGUCUUGGACAUUUCGUCCCUAUGGACACCAACAUCCCGAGAGUCAUCGAUAUCACCUAAAUUCUGGACCGAUGGUUGUUGCCUGGAUUGAAAAGUCCUGCUGUAGCAUUCUUCAGUGUUUUUAUUCCGAGAGAAAUGUUCGACAAUCCCUUAGGUGAAGAUUCACCAUCACUGUGGAUAGCCAUCAUGGCACUAAUAUUCAGCCGUCUCCUCACACAGCUUGUCUUUUUUACAGGCGGUGGGGAUAAAGCACCGACGAGCCAUGUCUCCCCCUACUCAAUAUUAAAGGAAUAUACAUAUUCUAACAAUGAAAAGACACAAAGGAAUUUAUAUCUUGUCUUCUGAACAAAACGCAGCUUCUCUGAUCUCUGGAGGAAAUCCCGUUAUUAAAGCCGGCUCUUUGACAUUGCGGAGACACUUUGUAGCUGGUGGGCUCAGUGUUCAUUGUGCGCACCACGUGGUCCUGAUAGCUAUGACAAAACUCCAACACUGCUUUCAGAAACACAAUUCUACAAACUGAAUUAUUUAUCUGUGAAUUAUUUUCAGAGGUGUGGGAAGCAGCGAAUUGUGCAGUAAUUAAAACCCUUUGAGAAAAAUUGAUUAAUAUUCCUUUAAGUGCCUCCGAGCUGUGAGUCCCAUAGGGAAGGUGUCAUGGUCGGAAUAAAACUUUCUCAGUAGCAUAUUGUUUAGUAGGGCUACCGCGUAGCCGAAAUUAAGUAAGUACAAUGCAUGCUGGAAUUUCUUGUACCAACAAUGGCUGCAGCCUUGCAUAGCAAGCUUCUACUGUCCUAUAUUGUGCCUGCUUUUUAACCCUUCCUGACCCAGUCAGCGCUUGUUCAGGUUUCAGCCUGGGAACGAAGGUGUUAAAUAUAUCUGUCUGUCUGUCUGUCUGUUUUCACCCGCAAACCCCUAUGUGCUACGCCUUGCUGUAAAAUUUCCUUUUCCCUUUUGCUCCUGGUCUAUGUUGUUUUUCAUUUAAUAUUUGCAACAACAAAAUCUAUCUAAUUUUUUGGAAUGGGCUGAAAUUGGUUUGCGGUUCUAUUUGAUUGGAAAACAAUAAAGAUAUUAAAUCACUA
Molecule: messenger RNA, 4308 nt
Organism: Pelobates fuscus (common spadefoot toad)
Lineage: Eukaryota; Metazoa; Chordata; Amphibia; Anura; Pelobatidae
Gene: SCN1B
Product: sodium voltage-gated channel beta subunit 1
Exons: 7
Coding region: 1010-1663 (217 amino acids)
Biological process (GO): regulation of sodium ion transmembrane transporter activity; cardiac muscle cell action potential involved in contraction; sodium ion transport
Cellular component (GO): voltage-gated sodium channel complex
Molecular function (GO): transmembrane transporter binding; sodium channel inhibitor activity
Source: RefSeq, a predicted model, not a curated record